Messenger RNA from Linum trigynum, 937 nucleotides. The record is from the annotation of a GenBank genome assembly. NCBI's taxonomy places the organism in Eukaryota, Viridiplantae, Streptophyta, Magnoliopsida, Malpighiales, Linaceae.
CCCUUUUAACUGCGGGGGAAACGGAGGUGAAGAAGAAGAAGAAGAAGAAGAAGGAGAAUGAAUAACAAGGCGACACUUUAGAGAGAGGCCGUUGUGUCCUGCCGAACGUCGGCUUGCGGCGCGUCUAAAUCCUUUUGGGAGCUACCAAUUUAUCAAUUUGUUUAAUCCUCCUAUUCAGAAGAUUGCGCAAAGGCCAAAGCUUCACGAAAUUUGGAGGGUAUAUUAGGCAAGGUAACAGCAUUGAUGAGUGAAGAAGCUCGAAAGGAAGCCAUGAACAAUCCCAACAACAGUCGGUGGAAGCAGCGAUGGCUGUUGUUCAAGCGAAACUCUCUACUCUCGUCAACAAAGUACGCCCUUGUCAAGUUCACUGCCAGCGUCCGAGGCAGCAGCAGAGGGAGGAAGAAGCAACGUGGGCUGGUGGCUCUUCACAAGGACAUGGAGUCCUGCGGGGAGUAUACUGAUAUUCAGGUCAUGUGGGAGAUGCUGCAUUCCUAUCAUCAUCAUCCUUCGCCGGCUCCUCCUCGCCGCCGUGGCAGAUCGUCGGCGACGAGAAGGGUCCCAUGUUUCGGAUCCUGUUUCAGGCCGACAUAAUUGGCAGCAAACGGAGAGUGAUCAUCAGUCCGAGUACUAUAUAUUGCUUUUGUUUUUGCAGCUCUUCCAUUCUGUGCCAUUUGCAGUUUUGCUUGUCUAUGUAAAUAUCCGUGCAGUUUGAAGAAUACAUGGAGCAGAAAUUUUUGGUGUGUAGGUAUUAGUUGAUCAAAUAGAUUUUCUGUCCUUUUCUGGGAAUCCUCACCACAGAUGUCAGGUUCAAGAAUUUUGCUUGGUUUGUUGGUAUCAUUAGUCUGUGAUGGAAGUAUCUCAGAAGAUCAGUUACGACUUACGGGUUAUGCAGGAGAAUGGAGAAAGGCAAUGACCCAAAUACACCAUGGCUAAAGCA